GUCCCAGGACUGCCUUCGUCAAACAACUUCGCGUGUUUUCCUGCGUGUUUUCUUGCACUCUGCAUUCUAGCAAAGAGCAAGAAUCGGAUUGCAAAAGUACCUUACAAUGCAGCGCCAUCUGGCGCACAGGCUUCUCGUAGCGGCAGCUGCAGCGCCGGGCUGCACAAGCCAAGCCUCGUCGCUGGCGGGGGGCCGCGUAUCCGGGGCCGUCUCCACAUUACCCAACUCGUCCCCGCUGCAAUCCGCGUCAUCUGCCCGGCUUGGUAACAACGCUCUUGCGGAUGUACACACAGAAGCACCGCUGCAUGGUGACGCGCGGUCUCUACCCGCCGGGACUGCCACGCCUUCCAACAGUAUCAGCUGCGCAACCAGCUUGCCGGUGUCACACCAGCUGCAAUCACGCACAUGUUUGAAGCCGCAAGUCCUUGGACGCAGGCUGUACAGUAAGAGCACCAUGGGUGAAGCAGCUGCCGAUGAGGGCUGGGCGUCUGCGUGCAUGUCCGCGGCGGCGGCAGCAUUAGCAGCCGCGGCAGUCGCAGGCUCGGCUGCGCUCGGCAGUAGCUCACCAGCCAUCGUACCGGGCAGCUACGGGGGUGGCGCUCGCGGGGGCGGGGCUGAGGAGGCAUAUGGUGCGGGUUGGCAGCACAUGACAUGGUCGCAAUGCCUCGCUCUUCAGAACGAGCGCCCUGCCAGCCCCAGCAGCAGUGGCGGUCGUUCUGACAGUAGCAGCAGCGGCAGCGGCAGUAGCACCGACACACAAGCAAGGGCCCCGGCUGGCGGCAAGGGCUCGGGCUCAGGCCCUGCAUACUCGGAGGGAUCUGCCUAUGCGGUGUAUGACGCGCGAGGAGAGCCAUCAAGCUGGGAGGCGCUGCUCUACAGCCUGCCUGCCUCCUCCAUCGUGCUGCUGGGGGAGUACCACGACGACCCCGUAGCGCACGCCCUGCAGCUGCGGCUGCUGAGGCACACCCUGCAGCAGCAGGGGGCGGAGCAGGCGGAGGGGACGGAACGGCCGCAGGAGGCGGGAGGGCCGCAGGAGGGAGGGAUGCUGGGGCAGGGUGCGCCGAGCGGCACUGCGGGCGCCGCCGGCAGCAGUGCCGCGACUGGACAAAAGCUGCAGAGGCAGCUGCGGCGGCCGGUGGCUCUCAGUCUGGAGAUGUUUGAGGCGGACGUGCAACACGUGAUGGACGAGUUCCUGGCGGGGGCCAUUCGGGAGGCAGACCUUGUCAAGGACGGGAGGCCCUGGCCCAACUAUCAGUCCGACUACCGGCCACUGGUCAUGGCCGCAAAGGAGGCGGGGGCGCCCGUGGUGUGUGCCAACGCGCCUCGCAGGUACGUGAGUCUGGUGGGCCGGUCCGGCGCCGCCGCCCUGGAGGCACUGCCGCCGGCCUCGCGCCGCCACCUGCCACCGCUGCCGCUGCGUCCCGCCUCAAACACCUAUGCGGCAAAGAUUCAGUGGACCAUGCAGAGAGCGCGCCAGGCUUCAGCAGCGGAGGGAGAGACCGGGGGCGCAGAUGACGACGGCGAGGAGCGCGCGGCCCCUGUGGCGGCACCUGCAGCUGCUGCGGCGGCGGCUCCAGCUGCCGGCACGGCUGCGAAGCCGACGUCGCCACCCGCCGCCACUGCGGCAUCCCCUUCGCCGUCCACCCCCACCUCUGUGCCAGCCACCAACCCCACCACCUCCUCCACAUCUUCCUCAGCUGGCGGCGGCGGGGAGUGCCCCUACAGCGGCAUGAGUCUGGGCCGCACACGGUUCGUGGAGGCCCAGAACCUGUGGGACGCGUCCAUGGCGCACGCCAUUGCGGCGGCGCUGCAGGCGCUGCCCCCCGGAGGCCUGGUGGUGCACGUGUGCGGCAAGUUCCAUUCGGAGCAGCGGCUGGGCAUCUGUGAGCACCUGAACUACAUCUGGGGCGGUGGCGCCGGCGCUCCAGCUGUCAGCAGCGUUUCCUCGUCACCCACGCCCACACUAGCAGCGACGGCCGUCACCUCCCAGCAGCCCGAACCCACAGACCCGUCCGCAGUAGUCGGACAGUUUCAGCCGCAGCAGCCGGACGCAGGCCAGCCGGCGACGCCGCGGGUUUGUGUGGUGACAUUCGUGCCGUCGGGGCGCGGCGUGUCGGUGCCGGCGGAGACGCUGCGGGGCGCGGGGCUGCACACGUACGGUGAUUGGCUGGUGCUCACUGAUGCGCGGCUGCCAAGGUCGUUCGAGAGCGAGCACCCCGUGUGAUACCGGUACGGUAACGCUGAGGCAGUGAGAGGAUUUUGCGAGCGAGGGAGGGUAAGGGAGCACGGCGCGUAUGGGGUUUUGGAGGAGCGGGGAUGCGGUCUGGAUGCAAAUUGAACCGCAACGUACGCACGACGUCGAGAUGUCGAGGUAUCCGUGAACGGGUGGAGGGCGUGGCCGAAGGUAGGUUGAGGCGUAUCCAGCAUGGAUCUGCAGGUUGCGCGAGCGCAUGUAAAACAGAGUUCCUGCUUCUAUGCACACAAUAACGUUGAAGGGCCAAACCCUGAAUGCCAGGAGCAGGCUGCACGGGAGUCCUCGAGCUGGUGCGAGUUGGUGAACGCUACAUAGUAAGUGCUAUAACGGAAACGGGCUUGAAUGCUAAUUGAGU
This is a messenger RNA of Chlamydomonas reinhardtii, 2609 nucleotides long. RefSeq lists its product as uncharacterized. The record is from RefSeq and is a predicted model, not a curated record. Bases 455 to 2224 code for a protein of 589 amino acids. The transcript has 6 exons. Lineage: Eukaryota; Viridiplantae; Chlorophyta; Chlorophyceae; Chlamydomonadales; Chlamydomonadaceae.